Propithecus coquereli (Coquerel's sifaka) is the source of this 1112-nucleotide messenger RNA. It is a transcript of the gene STX10, whose product is annotated as syntaxin 10. The transcript has 8 exons. Gene Ontology annotation, cellular component: membrane. Gene Ontology annotation, biological process: Golgi vesicle transport. The record is from RefSeq and is a predicted model, not a curated record. NCBI's taxonomy places the organism in Eukaryota, Metazoa, Chordata, Mammalia, Primates, Indriidae. Bases 47 to 796 code for a protein of 249 amino acids.
CCAAGCCGGGAGAAGGGUUCGGCGUGGGGGGAGGGGGGCGGUUGACAUGUCUCUCGAAGACCCUUUUUUUGUAGUCCGAGGCGAGGUGCAGAAGGCGGUGAACACGGCCCGCGGGCUGUACCAGCGCUGGUGCGAGCUGCUACAGGAGGGCGCGGCGGUGGGACGCGAGGAGCUGGACUGGACCACCAAUGAGCUGCGGAAUGGCCUGCGCAGCAUUGAGUGGGACCUCGAGGACCUGGAAGAGACCAUUGGGAUAGUGGAAUCCAGUCCAGGCAAGUUCAAGCUCCCAGCUGGGGACCUGCAGGAGAGAAAGGAGUUCGUGGAGCGGAUGCGCGAGGCGGUCCAAGAAAUGAAGGACCAUAUGGUCAGCCCAGCAGCCGUAGCCUUCAUGGAGAGGAAUAACAGAGAGAUGCUGGUGGCCAAGCCAGCCACCCAGAAGUCACCCAGUGACCUGCUGGAUGCCAGCGUGGUCUCGGCCACCUCUCGCUACAUCGAGGAGCAGCAGGCCACGCAGCAGCUGAUCGUGGACCAACAGGAUCAACAGCUGGAGAUGGUGUCUGGGAGCAUCCGGGUUCUGAAACACAUGUCCGGCCGCGUUGGGGAGGAACUGGACGAGCAGGGCAUCAUGCUGGAUGCGUUUACUCACGAGAUGGACCACACCCAGUCCCGGAUGGAUGGGGUCCUCAGGAAGAUGGCCAAAGUGUCCCACAUGACGAGUGACCGCCGGCAGUGGUGUGCCAUCGUAGUGCUGCUCGGGGUUCUUCUCGUGGUUUUAAUCCUACUCUUCUCUCUCUAACCCCAGCCCUCCCUAGGGGGGCUGGUCCCUCAUGCCUGGGGAGCCGCUAAACACUUUUGAGCUGGCCUUGUCCCCGGGGAGGAGAGGAUCCCACCUGGGAGGCUGUCCCCAAGGCUGUCAUCCAGAGCCAGCAGGACCCUCAGGGCCCUGGGCUGGACACCCUGCCCCUGGUCCUGUGUCAAGUGCGCUUAGGGGGUGGUGGAGGUAGGGAGACCUCAGACACACCCCUCCCCAUUUCUAUUUCCGGUGUCCCAAAGCCAUUCGCUCCUGUGCCUUCUCCAUGUGCCAAUUUGGAAAUAAAAUCCCAGCCUUUUUU